CAAUUUUUGGUUUUAACAAGAACCAAACCGAAUUUGUGUCUAGUUUUUGGUUUUUAAAACCACGAUUAGAAACCACUAAACCAACCAACCCUGUGAUUAGUUCUGCCCGAUACCUAGAAUGUGAAAGGAAAUCAAAAACCAAUUAAUAGCUGAUUGAGGAGAGAGAGUUAGAGAACUGGGUUUCAGUUUUAAGAGCGAAACCCAAACCCACCAAAACCCAACUUUCCUUUCGGCUUUCAACUCUCCUCUCUCCCUUCAAAACCCAAACCCACCAAAACCCAUUUUCAUAAUUCUCCAAAUUAAAAAGAAGGCUAAAAUCCUUUCUCUGACUGAGGUUUUUUUUAGAGAAAAAGGAUUGGUCUCUGUGCCUCUGAGUUUUAAAGAAAAACGACUCCGUUACAUCCAACCUCUUCACAAAGGGAGCAGUCCUAAUUGAACUGAGGAAAAGAGCGUGAAAGAGAUCAGAGAUCAGAGCUCCCCUCUCCACUGCAAGCCUUAGCUUUUCAAAAUUAAAGUGUGCUUUGGGUGCUGCUCAAGCUUUUAGAGUCUUUUUCUGAGUUGGUUGAUGGUGAAGAAUGUCGAGAAUCAGAGACAGGACUGAGGAUCUGAAGGAUGCUGUGCGACAGACUGCUCUUUCUUUAGGAUAUAAUGAGUCGAAAUUGGCAGCUGUUUUGGCAUCUUUCAUUAUUCAUAAACCUCGGCAAAGGUCAGCUUUCACCAAAGCUGCACUGAAGACGCUCGAAAGCAUCGAAGCUUUGGAGCAGUUUAUGUUGAAACAUCGAAAGGAUUAUGUGGAUCUUCAUCGCACCACUGAACAGGAGAGAGAUAGCAUUGAACAUGAAGUUAGUACUUUCAUUAAAGCAUGCCAAGAACAAAUUGAUAUUUUAAAAAACAGCAUAAACAAUGAAGAAGCAAACUCCAAGGGGUGGCUUGGUGUAAAGGCAGAUGCUACUAAUGCCGAUACUAUAGCACACAAACAUGGCGUGGUUUUGAUUUUAAGUGAGAGACUUCAUUCGGUCACAACACAAUUUGAUCAGCUAAGAGCCAUACGCUUCCAAGAUGCCAUUAAUAAAGCAAUGCCUAGAAGAAAACUUCAGCGCAAGACCAAUUCCAAUUCUGUAGAUACCUCUAAAUCAAGUACAUCAGAGCUCAAGGAGCCUGAUGAAUUUCAACCUGAUCGUCUAAGAGUCCAACAGCAGCUUUUGGAUGAUGAAACACGUGCCCUUCAGGUAGAGUUGACUAGUCUUUUGGAUGCAGUUCAAGAAACUGAAACUAAGAUGGUGGAAAUGUCAGCAUUGAAUCACCUCAUGUCCACCCAUGUUCUGCAACAAGCCCAACAGAUAGAAGUUCUGUAUGAUCAGAAAAGAGGAAAAAAAGAAGGCAAACGUACCUAUCAAAAAAAAAGAAGGCGGUUGGGGGGGAUUAGAAGCUGAUAGAUGUUGGGGUCAGUGCAAGCUUUACAAACCAUGGGUAUGCCAAUAUGGAAGUAUGUAUGAGCUCGUAGGUUUAACUGUCUGUUUCUCCCUUUUGUUUUCUAUGUUUUAAUUAUCAUGGUCUAAUCUCUAACACCAUUUAUCAGACAUUUGGGGAAGCAUGUUUUACAUUUUAAUAUUGUGUUGCAGUUUGUCUAUAAUGGUUGAACAUGACCCCAGAUGCAUCCAAACACUACAUUUAGAGAUGAAUCCUAGGUUAGAAAAAGUGAUGCAGUAAAUUAACUGUACAUGAUGGAAUAAGCAUCUCCUUCAUUGGUCUUAUUUGUAAUUGCCAAAAUGUGGCAUGUACCUCUUUUUUUUCUUUUUUGUGUCUCCAUAUUGUUGGGAUUAUUCUAGACACUGGAGUUCAAUAUAUCUUUCACUUUUUUCUCAUAUUUGUUCCUUUUUUUUCCUGUCUUUUCUUGUUCUUAUUUUACAGGCAGUUGAAGCUACACAGAAUGUGGAGCUUGGUAACAAAGAAUUGAACCAAGCUAUCCAGCGUAAUAGCAGCAGCAGGACCUUUC
Quercus robur (English oak) is the source of this 1996-nucleotide messenger RNA. Its product is annotated as syntaxin-81. The record is from RefSeq and is a predicted model, not a curated record. Gene Ontology annotation, cellular component: endoplasmic reticulum; membrane; SNARE complex. Gene Ontology annotation, biological process: retrograde vesicle-mediated transport, Golgi to endoplasmic reticulum. Lineage: Eukaryota; Viridiplantae; Streptophyta; Magnoliopsida; Fagales; Fagaceae. The transcript is spliced from 8 exons. Bases 576 to 1433 code for a protein of 285 amino acids.